Messenger RNA from Morchella sextelata, 1296 nucleotides. RefSeq lists its product as uncharacterized. Gene Ontology annotation, cellular component: mitochondrial inner membrane. The coding region runs from base 1 to 1296 and encodes 431 amino acids. The record is from RefSeq and is a predicted model, not a curated record. Gene Ontology annotation, biological process: ubiquinone biosynthetic process. Gene Ontology annotation, molecular function: 4-hydroxybenzoate polyprenyltransferase activity. Lineage: Eukaryota; Fungi; Ascomycota; Pezizomycetes; Pezizales; Morchellaceae. The transcript has a single exon.
AUGAUAGCCCCACUGUUACAUCCAUCUCACCGUGGUCCCAUGAGCUCCAUUAGAAUGCUGGGCCAUAUUAGACCGCUCACUCGGCAUGUCUCCGUGCGCUCCUCCGCGCUCAGGAGCUUCUCAAAGACCUGUCGACCCCCGCCCUCACUUACACGGUAUACCUCACGCCCAGUAUCUCUAAUCCGAUGCCCACAGCCCUCCCGUCUAGCUACAAUCCUCGUGAUCCCCGACUCGAAAUCCCCACCAGCUCCUGAGGUAUACACUCCUCCCACCACUGGCAUUCUUUCCUACCUCCCUUCCUCCGUUGUCCCCUAUGCCGAACUCGUCCGAAUCGACAAGCCCACGGGCACAAUCUAUCUCUUCCUCCCAUGCAUGUGGUCCACCAUUCUUGCCUCCACAAUGGUUGAUCCGGUCCAUCCUCUUACCUCCGUGGCCUAUACCACUCUUUUAUUCGGUACCGGCGCCAUCAUCAUGCGCGGCGCCGGCUGUGCAAUCAACGACCUAUGGGACCGCAAUAUCGAUCCCAAGGUCACAAGAACAAAGUUCCGACCCAUUGCCCGAGGUGCUAUAACGCCCGCAGCAGCACUGGCAUUUACAGCGUCGCAGUGUCUAGCAGGGCUAGCUGUGUUAGUACAGUUCCCUGUUGAGACCAUCGUGUAUGGGAUUCCAUCGCUGGUGCUGGUUGGGUGCUAUCCACUCAUGAAAAGGAUCACGCAUUACCCCCAGUUUGUGCUUGGGCUAUCAUUUUCUUGGGGAGCAAUCCUGGGAUUUCCGGCGAUGGGGUUGAGCCUGAUGGAACCCACCGUUGCUAUGACGGCUGGGCUGCUGUAUGCGAGCAAUGUGGCCUGGACAGUGCUCUAUGAUACAAUAUAUGCGCACCAAGAUGUAAAGGAUGAUCUCAAGGCCGGAGUGAAGAGCAUUGCCGUCAAGCAUGAGUCACACACUAAGUACCUCAUGGCUGGGUUAGGUGUAGUCCAGAUUGGACUGUUAGCAGGGGCUGGCGCAGUGAGUGGAUGUGGACCCAUCUUCUUUGGGCUGAGUUGUGGUGGCGCUGCGGCAGGCUUGGGGUAUAUGAUUAGGAAGGCCAAUUUGAAGGAUGUGAAGGAGUGUUGGUGGUGGUUCAAGUGGUGCGCAUGGGCUGUUGGUGGAGUUGCCGUAGGUGGUGGGUUGUUUGGGGAGUAUCUGGCAGUGAGGACAGGAAUAUAUGGUGAGGAAGGCUGGUGGGGCAUGGGAGGGAGGAGGCAAAGGGUGCUCGGAAUAAACACUGGAGAGGGUAUUCUCAUGAUUAGGGAGUAA